Molecule: messenger RNA, 4498 nt
Organism: Bufo gargarizans (Asiatic toad)
Lineage: Eukaryota; Metazoa; Chordata; Amphibia; Anura; Bufonidae
Gene: ANKH
Product: ANKH inorganic pyrophosphate transport regulator
Exons: 12
Coding region: 348-1817 (489 amino acids)
Biological process (GO): phosphate ion transmembrane transport
Cellular component (GO): membrane
Molecular function (GO): phosphate transmembrane transporter activity
Source: RefSeq, a predicted model, not a curated record
UGUCCUUCCCGUUUGAUGUCUGCCCCCUGUGAUAAUGGGGGAGGAGAAGAGCCGAGUCACACACCGCCAGUAAUGUGACAGCGCGCACCGCACCGCCAUCGUGUGCACAGUCCCCAGCCGCGUCCUUCUCCCUCUCCUCCAUUGUCUGGUGAUGGAAGAUCUGUCAGCAGAUAUUUGUGGCGUGCCUCCUCCUCCUGGCUGUGUGGGAGGGCAGACAUGGUCCUGAUCCUUCGCACUUCUUGCUAGACAUCCACAUGCGGACCGUUAUCCUUCCUGCUCGGGGGUCUCCGUGUGCUGCUGCUCGGUGGUCGGAUGUGUGUGCUCUCCGCUCUACCUGAGCUAUUAUUAUGGUGAAAUUCCCGGCACUCACUCCUUACUGGCCCCUCAUCCGCUUCUUGGUUCCUCUGGGCAUCACCAACAUAGCCAUCGACUUCGGGGAGCAGGCUUUAAAUCGGGGUAUAGCUGCCGUUAAAGAAGAUGCCAUUGAGAUGCUUGCCAGCUAUGGUCUGGCAUAUUCGUUAAUGAAGUUCUUCACUGGUCCUAUGAGUGACUUCAAAAAUGUUGGACUUGUUUUUGUGAAUAGUAAGAGGGACCGAACGAAGGCUGUACUAUGUAUGGUGGUAGCUGGCAUCGUGGCCGCCAUAUUUCACACCCUCAUAGCAUAUAGUGACCUGGGAUAUUAUAUCAUUAACAAGCUUCACCAUGUGGACGAUUCGGUGGGAAAUAAAACACGGAAGGCCUUCCUGUACCUGGCAGCAUUCCCGUUUAUGGACGCCAUGGCCUGGACACAUGCUGGCAUUUUAUUGAAGCACAAGUACAGCUUUCUGGUUGGGUGUGCCUCCAUCUCUGAUGUCAUAGCACAGGUUGUGUUUGUUGCCAUUCUGCUACACAGUCACUUGGAAUGCAGGGAGCCACUUCUCAUCCCGAUCCUCUCCUUAUACAUAGGAGCACUCGUGCGCUGCACCACAUUGUGCUUGGGAUACUAUAAGAACAUACAUGAUAAAAUUCCAGAGAGUAGUGGGCCAGAGCUGGGGGGAGAUGCCACAAUAAAGAAGAUGCUGAGUUUCUGGUGGCCGUUAGCACUAAUAUUAGCUACUCAGCGGAUCAGCAGGCCCAUUGUUAACCUCUUUGUUUCUCGUGAUCUUGGUGGUAGUGCUGCAGCAACGGAGGCAGUGGCAAUCCUGACUGCUACAUACCCAGUUGGACACAUGCCGUAUGGCUGGCUAACAGAGAUCCGGGCUGUCUAUCCUGCUUUUGACAAGAAUAACCCAAGCAAUAAAAUGGUUAGCAAUGGUAAUUCGGUGACGAAAACCCAUAUCAAGAACUUCACUUUUGUCUGCAUGGCUCUUUCACUAACGCUGUGUUUUGUGAUGUUCUGGACUCCAAACGUAUCAGAGAAGAUACUUGUUGACAUAAUUGGAGUCGAUUUUGCAUUUGCGGAGCUUUGCGUGAUUCCUUUGAGGAUAUUUUCCUUCUUCCCUGUACCAGUGACUGUGCGGGCCCACUUAACUGGAUGGCUGAUGACACUCAAGAAGACAUUUGUGCUGGCACCAAGCUCUGUAUUAAGAAUAAUUGUCCUCAUCUCUAGUCUUAUUAUCUUGCCUUAUCUCGGGGUUCAUGGAGCCACAUUAGGAGUGGGAUCCCUUCUUGCUGGUUUUGUUGGAGAAUCCACAAUGGUGGCUAUUGCAUCCUGCUAUGUGUAUCGAAAACAGAAAAAGAAUGAGACCGAGACGGAAGGAGAAGACUCAGCAAUGACCGACAUGCCUCAGAGUGAGGAGUUAACAGACAUUGUGGAGAUGAAGGAAGAUGGAGAAUGAGCAGGGUCUUGGCUUCAGUAGUAAAGGCCACCGCUUCCGUGUCUCUGGUCUUGAAAAAGUUUUUUCUUCUUUGUAUUUGAAAUCUGGUUUCAGAAAGCUCCAGCGUUUAGCAUACUGGGUAUGCUUCCUAUAAACAGGGGCUGUCCUAGGCUCACCGCUUUCAGAUACCAUGCAUUUAUCUUUCCAUGGACAAGCAAUCAGGCAUCAUCCUACUGGAUAGACUUUGAGCUUCAUUGGACAAUUCCUAUUUGUCAACCAAAGCAUUAGUCUCUGUCUCUGCUGGUAAAGCUGCCGUCCCAUUCCCUAUGUUCUGUUAACCCACUGAUCUUUACUUAUACAGGAAUACCGAAAUUCACUUCUUUCUUUUUAUUUUGGUUACAUUUUGCGAUCCACUUUUCAGCUCAAAAAGGGAUUUAUUUCUAGAGACCAGUUAUGAAAGCACACAACCCAGCGUGAGUCGCUGCACAAAACCGAAAGAGUGCUUUUAUACCACACAUCAGUCACUAAUGUGUCCACAAUAUCUUAGUACUGGAAUCUAAUGGGUACAGUCAGCUUUUAAGAAUGUUUGACUCAAAGAGCAUCUGUCCCCUCUCCUGACAUGUCUGUAUGAGCAAAUAAUUGGUUUCUCUAUAAAAUAACAAUUCUGGAACAUCUUUUCUUAGAACUGUGAGGUUCCUCCAUUAUUUCUCCUUGAAAUUCAUGAAUACUUUGACAUCUGGAUGUUACCAUAUUAGACACUUUCAAAACUUUUUACAACUCUUAUGACUAGGGAUAUGGCUUAGUUGGAAAGGGUCAUGAUCUGUUACAAAAAUGGCAUUGCUUAUAAAAUGGGUCAAAAUGUUGUCUCACGAUUCUGGUGUAAAGUAAGCCAACUAACAGGUGGUGUAAAGUUAGACUAGCCAGUCUAAAGGUGCACUAGAUAUCCCAUCCUGCAUCUGACACUGAUAAAUCUGACGCAUUUUUAGAUUGUUUGGUCUUAGUUUGCACUAAGUGUUAAAAAGUUUUAGUAAAUCUGCCUGUUACUUUUUGAAGGGAUAAUAUUGAAGCAUUUAGAGACAGCAAUUGCAUUCCAUUAAAGUUAAAAUUACUGAUUAGCAUCUGAUCAUUGGGGGCCCAACACCCGGGACCCCCACCGAUCAGCUGUUUGAAAAACAAAGUGGCACUUGCAGUAGUCUUCUCUCAACUUUUCCUAGGCCAAGUGACAACACAUUCAUGUGUUCAUGUGUCACGUGGCCUAGGUGCAGCUCAACCCCAUUGAAGUGAAUGGGGCUUAGCGCAAUACUGAGCAAAGCCCCUAUACUAUACAGGAGCACCACUGCUUUCUCAAAACAGCUGAUUGGCGGGAGUCCCCACCAAUCAGAUACUGAUGACCUAUCCAGAGGAUAGAUCAUCAGUAAAAAACUUUUUUAAAACAGUUUUAAAAUGAUCAUGUAAUCCAUGGGCAUAUGAGCUGAACAUCAUGUGACCAAGGUGACAUGUUGAAGGGUAUGAUUCACAGAAAAAGAUACAAAACAUCCUGCACCGUGUAAUAAAUUAAUAUACGGAUGUGCAUGGCUUCAUUUAUAAAAUAAAAAUCACAGGAAAUAAAGCCCUAACACAAUAGAUGCGAACAUUUUUUAUGGACUAAGCCCUUAUUCUGAUAUAAUAAAAUCUGAGACUCUCAACCAAUAUACUUUGAUCAAAACACAUCUGUGUCCGCCUACCUGCGCCAAGGUGAUGUCAGUCAGGCAGGUCCUACUGUAAACUUACCUAUGCCAUUGGGCAUCUACAUUCAGGAGGGCAGACCCUGCUGCUCCUAGUUACCUUUGUGUGUAUCAAGCAACCAAUGAGAGGAAGAGCAAGCACAGCUAUAUGUACCACCUAAUCAAGGCGGUCUGUUUGAUAGAAGGGGCAAAAGUGCACAGGAAUGCUACUCCCAAGAUAAAAUAGGAGCACAUUCACACUUGAAUUGUAUACUACAGACUAAACAAAAAUCACAGGAUAAAAAAACAAAAAACAUCCUGCACGAUGUAAUAAAUGAAUAUGCAGAUUUUUUUAUAAAAGAAAAAAUAAUGCAGUAACACAAUAGAUACAAAUAUAUAUGGACUGAGCGCUUACUCUGAUAUAAUAAAAUCUGAGACUCUCAGCCAAUAUAUUCUGGAGUGGAGCAUGGUGUUAAUGCAGAGCUGCACGCCACUAGCACAAGGUACACUGCUAAUAAUAAAAUUUCUUUUCUGAGCUACAGGCCAGUGGGCCAUACACACAGUAUACACAGACAUGGUUACAGAAUAUGUAUAACGGGUCAGGCUGUCUUUAUGUUUAGGCGAUUGGAUUGAUGAAUUUUCUGAUUCAAUAAUUUUUUAUUGUUUUUCUUUGACAAUAAAAACAUAGAAAAUACAAAAUAUACACUUUCAUUGUAGUACAAGAGAAAGGAUAGGUCAAUUACAUCAAACUUUCAGCAAAUCUCGCUACUAAUCCCAUUAGUUCGGUUAUUACAUUUGCCCUACAGACAGGAUUGAUUAAUUUUCUCCUGGUGAAGAUAUGUCUGUGAAGGUUUUCAUUUGUCCAGGUCAUGCUAUAUAUGUAAAGAAUAAAUCAAGGCAACUGGACGUACUGUAGAUUUCUGGUAAUUAUACCCAGCAAGUACGUGUUUCGGAUAAGGAGGCCGAUUGGUACAAACGAGGUGUGAAGGAGGCCAUCUA